UGCAGCAGCUAUUGCAUAGACGUAGAGGAUCGCAGGAGAGAGAGACCGACUCGUAAACUUACUCCUGCCCUGCGAGGCGCGAGCAGCGAUAUACAAGCAGCAGCCUCUACUCCGACAGUUAGUGUGUUAGCGAAUACAUAUAUACAUGUAUAUAAUAUGUUUCAAUAGUAAAAAAACUUGAUAAGCGGGGUGUCCUGUCUCUCUCUCAGUGCUCGCGGUGCUCUCUGCUCUGCACUACUCAGAGCCUGCGUGUGUACAGUGUGCCGAGAAUUCACGGGAGUGUGUCUGCUCCAGCUGUUUUAAUCGCAUAAUCGAGAAAGAGAGAGAGCAAGAAGAGAGGCCGAGACUGAGCGUGAAAGAGAGAAAAAGAGGAAAUAAAACUGAGCCGAGAGACGGGGGUUGGGAGUCACGAUGAGUUUAGGUUAAUUUCGGAGAACUGUUGUUGACACUGUAAUCGUUUUGCAAUUUUAUAAGUAUUUCGUAUCGAAGUAAGGUUUUUUUUAAUAAGUUCAAAAUACCGUGCGUGUGUUCUCCGACCGAUCCGAUAGUUAUACAGAUUCUGUAUAGUGUUGUGUUGUUCUAUAAUAAUAUAUAUAAAUGUUAGAAUAUGAAAAAGUGUCUUACAUAGUCGAAAAAUGGAGUUCGAGCUAGAUGGAAGCUUGAAGGAGUGGGCCAAGGAUAAGCCUCUGAGCGUCCUACAGCUCGACCCAGCGGAUCGAGCUGUUUUGCGAAUCGCUGACGAGCGAGAUGCGAUUCAAAAGAAGACUUUCACGAAAUGGGUUAAUAAACAUCUGAAAAAGGCAAAUAGACAUAUUGGAGAUUUAUUUCAAGAUCUUCGAGAUGGACAUGAUCUCAUUUCAUUGCUGGAAGUACUUUCCGGUGAGCAUUUGCCGAGGGAGACGUCGGGUAGCAUGCGAUUCCACAUGCUGGACAACGUGAGGAUAGCCCUGCGUUUCUUGCACUGUAAAAACAUCAAAUUCGUCAAUAUCCAAGCGGAGGACAUCGUUGACGGCAAUCCGAAACUUUCACUCGGCCUCAUAUGGACCAUUAUAUUGCAUUUUCAGAUAUCGGACAUAAUAUUCGGCCAGGAGACCAACGUAACGGCCCGCGAUGCCCUCAUGCAAUGGGCGCGCAAAUCCACGGCUCGCUAUCCGGGCGUGCACGUGACGGACUUCACCAAGUCGUGGCGCGACGGCUUGGCCCUCAGCGCCCUCGUGCACCGGAACAGGCCCGAUCUGUUCGACUGGCACACGCUCAGCAGCUGGAAGGCGCGCGACAGACUCGACAAGAUAUUCAACAUCGUCGAGCACGAGUACGGCGUCACGCGCUUGCUCGAUCCCGAGGAUGUCGACACACCCGAGCCCGAUGAGAAGUCCCUCAUCACGUACAUAUCGUCGCUGUACGACGUGUUCCCCGAGCCGCCACCCAUACAUCCGCUGUACGACGCCGAGGCCCAGUGCCGGCUCAGCGAGUACUGCAGCCUCGCGGACAACCUGAAGAUGUGGAUACACGAGAAGACGAGCGUGAUGAGCGACCUGUAUUAUCCGCCGACCCUCAUCGAGAUGCGCAAACUGGCCACGGAGAGCGCCAAAUUCAAGAACGAGGAGGUGCCGGCGCGCUUCCGCGACAAGCAGCGCAUGCACAAGAUCCAUCAAGACCUGCAGCACUACUUCGAGAUCAUCGGCAAGAUCGAUCUCGAGCCCGAGCUCCACUACGACGUGCUGGACAAGAGCUGGCAGCGACUGCUGGCUCUGCAUCAGGAGCGCGACCAGGGCAUCCAUCAGGAGAUACACAGGCUGGAGAAGCUGCAGCGCAUCGCCGAGCGGGCGCAUCGCGAGAUCAAGUCGGCCGGCGAUCAUCUGGCCGAGCUCGAGCGCAAGGUCAUGGACAGCAGUCAUCGCUUGGGGCAGAUGCAUCCCUUGGAGGCCAAGCACCUCGUCGACGUGCUCGAGCAAGACAUCAGGAGCACCGAGAUACAGGUGCAGAACAUAUUCACGGACGUGCACACGCUCACCGACGGCAAGUACAAUCAGGCGGCCGAGCUACACAAGAGAGUGCAAAAACUUCAUCAACAAUGGGUAACCGUGCGCUCGCUUCUUCACAAUCGACUGGUACAACCCCUUUCCGAGGUAUCGUUCCCCGUGGAGGAGAGAAUAGUCACGAAGCACAGGACCAUGGUCACGGAGACCAGACUGGUCGACACGAAUCCGUUCUUCCAUCUGCUGCGCGACUGUCUCGAGUGGUGCAAAAAUAAGAUACAGUCGGUCAAGGAGGCCGACUUCGGCUCCGACCAGCAGGGAGUCCGUGCCGAGCUCGAGCGUUUCGCCAAGGAGCACCAGUCCAUCCUCGACUUCCAGAAGCAGGUGGAGAACUGCAAGCACGAGAAGAAGAACCUGCACGAGAACGAGCUGGCGCUGUACAAUCAGCACCUGCUCGAUCUGCAGCAGACCUACGCGGAGCUCGUCUCGCUGUCGAAGAAGCGCAUGGCCGAUCUCGAGCUGCUCGACGAUUUCAUCCAGGCCGCCACGAACGAGCUCGUCUGGCUGAACAACAAGGAGGAGACCGAGAUAACGCGCGACUGGAGCGACAAGAGCCUGGACGUCGACGCCAUUGAAAAGUACUACGAGGUGCUGAUGAGCGAUCUGGAGAAGCGCGAGUCGCAGUUCACCGCGGUGCAGGACCGCGGCGAGGCCAUCAUGCUGCAGGGCCAUCCGGCCUCGCGCACCAUCGAGGCCUACAUAUCGGCCAUGCAGAGCCAGUGGGCUUGGCUGCUCCAGCUCACGCUCUGUCUCGAGGUCCACCUCAAGUACUCGCGCGAGCGACAGCUGUUCUUCCAGCAGGUCCAGGAGGCCGAGCAGUGGAUAGUGAAGAAGAAUCAGCUGCUCACGAGCUCUUACUCGCAGACCGAGUUCGAUCUCGACGACGGCGAGGUGCUGCUCAAGGGCAUGCAGUCGCUGAGAAAGGAGCUCAACGAUUACGGCGAUCACAUUUACAACCUGACGAAGCGCGCCGAGAGCAUCGUGCCCGUGAGACAGCGCAGCGAGCCCAUUCAUCGGCCCAUCAGAGUCACCUGCAUCUGCGUGUACAAUCAGGUCAACAUACUCAUCAAUCCGAACGAGCAGUGCACGCUCUACGACAACUCGGGCAGGCUCAAGUGGAAGGUGAAGAACUCGAGCGGACAGGAGUCGCUGGUGCCGGGUGUGUGCUUCUCGCUGCAGUCGCCCGACGACGAGGCCCUCAUGGCCGUCGAGAAGCUGCGCAAUCAGUACGAGAACAGCAUCGCGCUGUGGCAGCGCAAGCAGCUGCGUCUGAGACAGAGCAUGAUCUUCGCCACGAUCAAGGUCGUCAAGGACUGGAGCCUGCAGCAGUUCAUCGACAUGGGCGAGGAGCAGCGCGACGCCAUCCGCCGAGCUCUGAACGAGGACGCCAACAAACUGCUGAAGGAGGGUGACCCGCUGGACCCGCAUCUGAGGCGAUUGAAGCGCGAGAUAUCGGACAUCAAUCGUCUGCUGGACGAGUACCGGAAGAGAGUCAAGGCUGAGGAGGACACCCGCCAGACCGAGCUCGUGUUCAAUACGCAGGCUCUGCAGCUGCAGUACCAGCUCAACGAGGCCGAGAGAGAAUUGCGCGGACUGAUGUCCGAGGCGUCGUCGUGGAAUUUGCCCAAUAUCGAAAAAUCGAUUGACAAGCACGCGGACUUCGAAAAAGGAUUGCGCACUCUGGCACCAGAAAUCGAGAAAGUCCAGCAAACUUUCCGCUCGAUAAGUCUCAAGACACCGACGAUGAAGAACACCGUCGACAAGAUCAUGAACAAGUGGGAUGGCAUCUGGGACAUGAGCAAUUUGCACAUCGACCGACUGAAACAGAUCGAGCUCGUACAGAAGGGUAUCAGAGAGAACAAAUCUGCCAUCUACGAGAUACAGACCACUCUGGACACGUACGAGAAGAUGGCCGACAAGGGCCAGAACGUGUUCGAGAAGCUCCUGGAUCUGCAGCACGAGAUCACCAAGCAGCAGAGCUCGCUGGAUCAGCUGAACGAGAACGCCCAGAACGUGAGGCACAUGUGCGAGUCCGCGAAGCCCAACUUCGCCGGGGAAAUCGAUCUGAUGGACUCGGAAAUCAAUCUGCUGAACGCCGAGUGGGCCGGUAUUUGCGGAAAGCUCGUGGAUCAGUUGCGUGCGUCCGAGAACAUGUGCCAGACUCCACCGAAGAUGGCGUUCGCCAAUGAGGUUUAUUACGAAAAAGCGAAGGACAAGAGCGAAGUUUCCACGGCACACUUGGAUAUGCACGACGGAAAGUCCGUCAAGGCAAUGAUGGAAGAAAAGUACGAGCUUGCUUACGAUUCAUUAAAGGAAUUAAUGUUGUGGAUGAAGGAAGUUGAAAAUUCUGUUGCUAACCAAGACGCCAUACAGGAAGACUUGGACUCGAUUAAAAAGCAAAUGAAUAAUCUGAAGCGUACAAAAGAGGAUAUCACUCCAUACGCACAAGUAAUUUUGAAAUGCCUUGACGAUAUCAACCAGCUCAUGUGUGCCCAUCAAAACGACACGUUCAGAGAGCAAAUAGAAAAUCUAGAAAAAGACGGACACAUGCUAAAACGUCGCUACGACGAUGUUAUGUGCAUUAUUGACAAACUAUUGAAGAGCCUUAAAACUUCUCAAGACGAAUAUGUUACUUUCAUGGAUGAAACUGACUCGUUCCGAAGAUGGAUGGUGACAACACAGAAUUUAUUAGAAAAACAUACCAACCUUCUGAAUGACCUGAAUUCGCUAUCGAAGAAUUCGGAAACAAUACGUAAUUUCGUGAGCAACGUCAUCUCUCACCAAGCCGAUCUGCGCUUCAUCACGAUGGUGGCCCAGAAGUUCUCCGACGAGAGCAUCGACUAUCUGCAAAAUCUCAACACCUUCAGGACUGGCUUGCCUCAGUGCUUGACCUACAAAGAGCACGCCUGUCAAGAGUCGUGGAUCGGCCGCGAAGUCUCGCUGCUCACCGAGAGCUACAAAGAUCUGCUCUGCCUCUCGAACGAGCUGUCGGAGAAAUUCUCCCGGCUCAAUGGCAAGAAUCAAGAGUUCCGCGACUCGCUGAGCAAGGCCAGCGCCUAUCUGAACGAAUUCGAGGCGCGGGUCAACGAGGAACUGACGAGACCAAUCACGUCGGAAACCAGCGAGGUCGAGGAUCGCCUGAGCAGCAUGAAAGCUCUGCACAAGGAACUGCUCUCGAACAAGCAGUACAUCGACAAUUGCAAGGUGAGCAUCAACGCAUUGAUGAAAUUGUUGAGCGAGCAGAAGCCCAACGUCGACAACGAUCAGAUCGAGAAGCCCUUCGUCGCUAUCGAGAACAAGUACGAGGAUCUCGACCGGGCGAUUUCCAACAAGUGCCAGGAGCUCGAUACGAUUUUACUGAAAAAUCAGGGUAUCGAGGAGACUUUAACCAACCUAAUGUUCUGGCUCAACGGAGCCGACAUACAAUUCAAAAACCUUAAUCGGCCUGUAAGUCUCGAAAAAGGCCAUCUCGAAGAGCAGCAGAGAGAACAGCGUUUGCUCCUUGCCGAUUUGAAUAAUCACCGUGCGAGCAUAGAGGCGGUCAACGAUAUCAUUUACGACCUCAUAAGAAGCUCGAAAAAUGCCGUAAUUUCUAAAAGAACCGAGAACAAGCUCGAAGAUAUCAAGAGGCGAUUCGAAAAGUUGCACGAUAAGUCGGUUCAGCGCACCGAGUUCAUGAACGCAAUUUUCCAAGACGUCGACGAGUACAACAACAUGAUAAUAGCCUUCAACAGGUGGUUCUCGCACAUGACCGAGCUGCUGGAUUACUUAGACUUCAAUAAGCUCAACACCGCUCAGUACGGUGAGAAAUUGGUUCAAUUGCAGAAAUCCUAUCAAGACCGUAAACCCGAACAAGAAAAUCUCGUCAGCUUCGCCAAGAAGCUCAUAGCCAAGCAGGACGUGUGCGAUAUCACGAAAAUCCGCGACGAGAUCAAGGUCGUGGAAUCGCAGUGGAAGGACAUGGGCGACUCCAUCGACGAGAAGAAACGUCUCCACAAGCUCAGAGAGGACAAAUUGGCCACUUACGAGAAGCUUUACAAUCAGAUAUAUGAGUGGCUCAACGCCACGGAGAAUUCCAUGCAGUACUUCAUGCCGGUGGCUAUCAAUUCCGACGAGAUCAAGCAUCGGUUGAACGAUCUCAAGCCAAUACUGAAGGAGUACAACGAUUACGGUGUGACCAUCGAGAAGGUCAACGAUCUCGGUGUGGUCAUUGACAAUCUGAUCAACGGCAAGUCCGACAAUUACUCGCAGCGCCGAAGCGUGGCCAACGUCAGCAAGCGUCUGGGCAUGCGUCGGGUCUCGCAGGACAAUCGCUCGCCGUCGCCUACCAAGGGCUCGGGCGUCCAGAGCCCAGUCUGCUCCAGUAUUAGCAGCGGCUUCAGCAGUCGCAGAUCUAGUCAGGAUGGUUUCCACCUGGAGUCGUCGCACAUACAGCAACAGCUCUCGGAGAUCAACAACCGUUACGAGCUACUCGGCGUUCGGCUGUCGGACAGGCAGACCGAGCUUGAGAGCAUGCGCGACGAGCUGAAGAAGUGCAUGGACAAUUUGAAGCAGCUCGAGGCGUUCCUGGAGAAGAUCCAGCGACACUUCCCCAAGAGCAUACACGUGGUGAGCAAGGAGGAGGCCAACAACGCCAUCAAGCAGAACAAAGCGAUACUGGAAGAGAUGCUCGAGAAGCAGUCGCUCUUGGACAAUACAGCGGAUCAGAUUCAGGGCUUGCUGAAGAGCAAGAGCAAUAUUUUCAUAACCGACAGCGUCAAUAUUGGAAUGAGCGACAUCGCUCGCCGCUGGGAGUACCUCAUGGACAAAUCCAAGACGAGAGUCAAAUUCUUCGAGAACAUCAAGGAGUUCCACGACGUCUACGACAAUCUGAGCUCCUGGAUCGUGGCCAAAGAGAACAUGGUAAAGGUGCUGGGUCCCAUAUCGUCGGAUCCCAGAAUCGUGGCCAGCCAGGUGCAGCAGGUACAGGUUCUGCGCGAAGAAUUCCGCACUCAACAACCCCAGUUCGACUUUUUGACGAGGCUCAGCGAUAACAUCGCCUCGGAACUGGAGCCCGACUCGGCGGACUACCGCGAGCUGAAGAAGGGCGUCAACGGACUGCUGGACAAGUGGCGCUCGCUGUUCAGCUCGCUGGAGGAGCGAGCCCUGCUGCUGGGCGACGCGAUCGACACCACGCGCGAGUUCGACAACAGCUUGAACCGUUUCCGCAACGCGCUGCAGACCAUCAGCGACAACCUCGACGAUCUGUCGGUCGAUCAGAAUCCCGAGAACGAGCUGAGAAAGAUCGAGAAUCUGGCGCGCCAGCUCGAGGGCGAGCGUCCGCUGCUCGCGGACGUCGAUCUGGCCGGUCAGCGACUGUGCGACGUCGUGUCGGAUCCGCUCUUCAAGACCGACAUCCAAGGCAAGCUGCAGUCCGUCAAGAAGUUCUACGCGUCGCUGCAGAAGAAGCUGGACAACAAGAAGGCCGAGGUGGAGGGCAAUCUGCGCGACACCAAGGACUUCGAGACGAACUGCUCGAAGACGCUGGGAUGGCUCGCAGAGAAGCUCGGCAGCGUGUCCGAGAAGCUGCUGAUAUCCGCCGACAAGAAGGCGCUUCAGCAGACCUUCGACUACUACGAGCCUCUCUACAAGGAGGUGAUGAGCAAGGAGCACGAGGUCGUCAUGCUGCUGAACAAGGGCAAGAGCAUCGUCGCCAAGCCCUACAACGUCGACAAUCAGAGCCUGCAUCGCGACCUCGACAAGAUACAGUCGCUGUGGGAUCGCCUGAAGAAGGACAUCGUGAAGCGUCACACCCGACUGACCACGUCCAUCGAGCACAGCCAGAAGUAUCACGAGGCGCAGACGUCGCUGCUCGCCUGGAUACGCCUGGCCGAGGAGAAAUUGGUAAAUUUGAAGCCCGUGCUGAUCAAGUACAAGGACAUACACAAGCGACAAAACGACCUGACUGCCUUCAAAAACGAUAUGCUGCGAAAGAGCGUAGAGUUGGAUAAUGUUUGUGCCUUUGGCGAGACUUUCAUGAAUCUUUGCGACAUCGAUCAGAACGCCAUCAAGGUCGAUCUCAACGAAGUCAAACUUCGCUGGAACAAGGUUCACGAGACUCUCACCGACCAUAUCACGACCCUAGAAUCGUCUUCCACAGAAUUGGAAAGUUUCAUGAAGAAGCUCAAGGACCUCGAGUACGAGGUGAACAAGUACGAGGAUAAACUGACGUUCCACGACUCGCUGGGACGAUCCGAGAAAGAUCCAAAAUUAUUCGAGCAAAUAAGCAAUCUCAACGAGGACGUGAAGAAGCUGGUCAAGCCAACCAUGGAAUUGCAAAACGAGAGCAAGAGUCUCAUUUUCAAGAUUUGCGAGAACGGAGUCGACGCUAAAUUCAUCAAGUUCGAGGUGGAGGCCAUCGUCGAUCGCGUCAACAACUUGCACGCGAAACUCAACUUCCGUAGCGACGAGCUGCGCUGCGCAGCCUCCACCAUCAACCUGUUCUCCGAGAAUCUCUGCAGUCAGCGUCAGCAGCUGAACAAACUGGAGAAAGAGUUCCUGAACAUGUCGGCGCCGGCUCGCGAGAUCAACGCCGUCAACGAUCAGCUGGACCAAACUGAAAGACUGAUGAAGAAGAUCGCUGAACUCUCGCAGGGCAUCAACGAUCUUUACUCGCACUCGGAGAGCCUGAUCGAUCAGGGCUUCGCCAUCGACGCGACCUCCGUGCGCGAUCAGGUGCAAACGCUCGAAAGUCAGCUCGACAAGCUCGAGGAAUCGGGCAAAGCUCGCUUGGACGAACUAGGCGACGCCCUCGACAAGAUCAAGCAGUUCACGACUCUGCACGCGAGCAACGAGAAGAAGAUCAAGGAGAUCAGCAAGGAGAUGGACCACAUCGAGCCGAUCGCGCCCGAGAUCGAGAGAAUAAGACUGCAACAGGCGGACUUCCACGACUUCAAGAUGGCGCACGUCGAGCCGCUCAAUCAAGUGAUCGGCGAGUGCAACUUGCUCGGACAGAAACUGAUCGAGACCGCCGGCCGAGACGUCAGCACCUCGAAGAUCGAGAAGAGCCUGGACACGAUGAACGACAACUGGAACAGCCUGAAGAAGAAGUUGAACGAGCGUGACAGAAAACUCGACAGUGGAUUAUUGAAUUCCGGUAAAUUCCAGGAGGCUUUGAACAGUUUGGAAAAGUGGCUGAUCGACACCGAGGAGAUGGUGAUGAACCAGAAACCCAUAUCGUCGGAUUACAAGGUGAUCAAGGCCCAACUGCAAGAGCAGAAAUUCUUGACCAAGAUGCUGCUAGACCAUCAGCAGUCGAUGGCGUCGAUCAAGGACAUGGGCGAGGAGAUGGCUCUGAACGCGGACCUGAACGACCGGCACAACAUCAACUCGCGUCUCCAGAACCUCAUGGGACGCUUCGAGAAUCUGAACGAGACCUCGGACAAUCGCAUGAGCCAACUAGAGCGCGCGUUGAGUGUGGCCGCGCAGUACCGCGAGAAGUUCGAGCCGCUGGCCAAGUGGCUCGAGCGCUGCGAGGGACAAAUCAACGACAUGGAGCUCAUACCCACGGACGAGAUCAUGAUCGAGAAGAAGAUCGAGGAGCACGACGCGGUCCAUCGGGACCUGCUCGAGCACAAGUCUUGCUUCAGCGACCUCACGGACGUAGCCAGCACCCUCAUGUCCCUGAUCGGCGAGGAGGAGGCCGCCACCCUGGCCGACUCGCUGCAGUCGCUCGCCGAGGGCUACACGAAUCUCGUCGAGCGCUCCGAGUCGCUCAAGCAGAUGCUCGACCGCUGCAAGACGGGCCUGCGAUUGCUCGUUCUCAGCUACCAAGAGCUGCGCGACUGGAUGGACGGCAUCGAGAAGCAGCUCAAUCAGCACAAUCUCGUCAGCCAACCGGACAAGUUGCGAGUACAGCUCGAGGAGCUGAACGCCGUUACGGAGGACCUCACGAAACGUCAGAACGAGCUCGACAAGACGUACGAGGCGGGCAUCGAGCUUACCAGACACAUCAAUCUCGACGAGGCGAUGCAGCUGCGCGACAAGAUGGACGCGCUGCGACGCCGCCACACCGAGCUCAAGAAGCACUCCGCCGAGCUGCUGAAUCGCGUCAAGCAGACCCUGCCGAUGGCCAGCCAGUUCGACGACAAGCACAACAAAUUCAUCGAGUGGAUACAGGCCGCGGAGACGCGAGCCACCCAGCCAGACUGCCAGCUGCACGAGUUCGUGCGCAUGGACAGCGACAUCGCCGAGCAGCGCGGUGUCUUGGCCAAACUGACCGGCCUCAUCGGCAAUCUGCGCCAGGUCGCCGGCUCCGAGAUCGCCGGCCAGCUGGAGAUACUGCUGUCGCGCGAUCAGCGCCGCCUCGAGAUCUUCGCCGAGCAGAUCACUCGUCGCAUGGAGUCCAUGCAGCAGCUCGAGCAGCAACAGCUCGAGCUCGCCGCCGAUCUGUACGAGCUGCUCGAGUGGUUCCGCGAGGCCGAGAGCCAGCUCGAGGUCGCCGAGCCGCCCAGCACCGAGCCCGAGGUGGUGCGCGUCCAGCUCAAGGAGCAUCGGGCCCUCAACGAGAACGUCAACAGCCAGCGCAAUCUGCUGCGCGACUUCAACGCGCGCGCCAAGAAGAUACAGCGCGAGCAGAAGCUGCACAAGGAGGAGUCCGGCGUCGUGGAUCUGCGCGAGCGCCUGGAGGAGCUGCGCGAGGUCGCCGACAAUGUGUCUAGUCUUUCGAACGCCCGACUGUCCGCCCUGGAGCAGGCACUACCACUGGCCGAGCACUUCCGCGACAGUCAGAGUGGCCUGGCCGCCUGGCUCACUGAGACCGAACAACAGGUCGCCGUGCUGCCCAGCCCGACCCUCAAGACCGAUUCCAUAGCUCUGCAACAGGACCGCAACGAACUGUUGCUCCAAAGCAUAGCCGAACACCGUCCACUCAUCGACAAAAUGGAGAAGACCUGCGAGGCGCUGAUGGCCCUCUGCGCCCCAGACGACGCUGCCCGACUUCAAGAGACGGCCAUGAGCCUCAGCGAACGUUACGCCGCGCUGCGCGACGAGCUGAGAAAUCGCCAGCUCAAGCUCGAGCAGGCUCUGCAGGAGUCCGCGGUGUUCGCCGACAAACUCGAGGGCAUGUUGCGCGCACUCAGCAACGCCGCCGAUCAGAUCAGAUCGGCCGAGCCACUGUCCGCCCAUCCACCGCGGCUGCGCGACCAGAUCGAGGAGAACAUGGCCCUGUCGGCGGAACUCGCUGGCCGCUCGGACGCCUUCGAGGCCGUACAGCGCGCCGCCACCGAGCUAUUGGACAAGGCGCGUCGCUGCUCGGGCUCAGAUCCAUCGCUACGCGACAUCCAGAACAAGGUCGAACAGGUCAACAAGCUCUGGGACGGUCUACAGAACACCACCCUCGAGCGCGCCAAGAAUUUGCAGGCGGCCCUCGAGAUCGCGGAGGACUUCUGGUCCGGCCUGAACAACGUGCUGCGACUGCUCACCGAUAUACAAGACGCACUGGCAGCCCAGAUAGCACCGGCCGCCCAACCGGGUGCCAUCGAAGAACAACAGGUGGCUUUGAACGAGAUUCGCCAGGAGAUCGACCAGACCGCGCCCGGAGUCGAACAGGUCCGACAGUCCGGUCGAGAAUUGAUGAACUUAUGCGGCGAGCCUGACAAGCCCGAGGUACGAAAGCAAAUCGAGGAUCUCGACCAGGCCUGGGACAACAUCACGGCCCUGUACGCCCGACGCGAGGAGAACCUCAUCGACGCCAUGGAGAAAGCCAUGGAGUUCCACGAGACACUGGGCGAUCUGCGCGCCUUCCUCGACAGCGCCGAGAAGAAGUUCGCCUCGUUCAGCACGCUGGGCAGCGACACCGAGGCCAUCAAGAAUCAGAUCAAGGAACUGCUGGCCUUCAAGGCCGAAACCGAUCCGUACAUGAUCAAGAUCGAGGCGCUCAACAGACAAGCGGCCGAGUUGAGCGAGAAAACGUCGUCGGAGCAGGCUCAAAGCAUCAAGGAGCCACUGGGAGCCGUGAAUCGCCGAUGGGAGGCCCUGCUUAAGGGCGUGGUCGAUCGCCAGCAGCUGCUGGAGAAGGCCCUGCUGCGCCUCGGUCAGUUCCAGCACGCGCUGGACGAGCUGCUCCACUGGAUCGACGACACGUCGCGCAAACUGGGCGAACUCAGGCCCGUGGGCGGCGACUCGCAGAUGAUCGAGGUCGAGCUGGCCAAGCUCAAGGUGCUGAACAACGACAUACACGCCCAUCAGAACAGCGUCGACACGCUCAACGACGCGGGUCGCCAGAUCAUCGAGGACGACAAGAACUCCGCGGAGGCAUCGAGCACCGCCGACAAGCUCACCGCCCUCAACACCCGCUGGAACGAGCUCGUCAAGAGCGCCCACGACAAACAGCGCGAAUUCGAAGACGGCCUACUCGAGGCACAAUCGUUCAGCGCCGAGAUCCAAGACUUCCUCUCCUGGCUCGCGGACAUCGACAGCGCCAUCGUGUCGUCGAAGCCCGCGGGUGGCCUGCCCGAGACCGCCACCGAGCAGUUGGAGCGCUUCAUGGUGCUUUACAACGAGCUCGAGGACAACAGGCCCAAGUACGAGUCGAUCAUGCAGCGCGGCAAGGAGUACUUGAAGUACAACGAGAAGACCAUGCCUCAUCUCAAUCAGAAUCUGCGCACUCUCAAGCAGCGCUGGACCGCUAUAACUGGUCGUGCCAGCGACAAAAAGAUCAAGCUCGAGAUCGCCUUGAAGGAAGCCAAAGACUUUAACGACGCGCUGCAGAACUUCGUCGAUUGGCUCACCGAUGCCGAGAGCUUCCUCAACAAUCUCAAGCCCGUUUCGCGCAUCAUGCGAAAUAUCCUCGACCAGAUCGAGGAUCACAAAAAGUUCCAGAAAGACGUGGGCGUGCAUCGCGAGACCAUGCUCAAUCUCGACAAGAAGGGCACGCACCUCAAGUACUUCUCGCAGAAGCAGGACGUCAUCCUCAUUAAGAAUCUGCUGAUUAGCGUGCAACACAGAUGGGAGAAGGUCGUGUCGAAAUCGGCCGAACGCACGCGCGCCCUCGAUUACGGCUACAAGGAGGCGAAGGAGUUCGACGACGCCUGGAACAAUCUCAUGGGCUGGCUGAACGAGACCGACGCGAAACUCGAGCAUCUGCGCUCCGACGGACUGGGCGGCAACGAUCCCGACAAGAUCAAGGCCCGCCUGCAGAAGCAGCGCGAGGUCCAGAAGGAGCUGCAUCAGAAGCAGACGCACUACGACGCCACCAUGAAGUGCGGCAAGGUACUGAAAGAGCGAGCCGCCAGAACCGACGAGGCACAUCUUCGCGACAUGAUGAACGAGCUGAAAUCCACCUGGCUGUCUGUGUACAACAAGAGCAUCGACUUCCAACGACAACUGGAAGAAUCGCUUUUGCAUUCGGGACAAUUCAAGGAGGCGACACAGGCCCUGAUCGACUGGCUGACGAGGACCGAGAAACAGCUGUCGGCCAACGUUCUGGUUCACGGUGACCUCGAGACCGUCAACGUGCUGCUCGAGCAGUUCGCCAACUUCGAGAGCGACCUCAAAUCCCGCGCCCAGCAAAUGGACGCCGUGGUGAAAAUCGGUACCGAGCUGCAGUCAAAGGCCUCGCCUGACGACGCCUACACCAUUCGCCACCAACUCGAGGAUCUGCGCUCGCUCUGGGAUCGUGUGUCUGACCUGUCGGAUCGCCGAUCGGCUCUGUUGGAGGAGGCGCUCAAUGACGCCGAGCAGCUGCACAACUCCAUGCAGACGCUGAUGGACUGGAUGAGCGGAGCCGAACGUCGACUCAACACCUUCCACAAUUUCCCGGAAGACGAGGCGGAAUGCGAGGCGCUACUCGACGAUCAGAACCACUUCAUCGAGGAGCUGCAGGACAAGGAGAAGGACAAGCAGGAGGUCGUGCGAUUUGCGAACGUUCUGCUCAACAAGGCCAAUCACGAUGGUGCGAUCGGGCUCAAGCACUGGAUAUCGGUCAUUCAGGCACGCUGGGACGACAUAUCCGCUCUGUCGUACGAACGAAGACAGAAACUUGAAAAUCUUCUGAAAACGCUUCAGGAUCUCGAUAAGUCACUGGAAGAGCUGCUGACGUGGCUCAGAGAUUUGGAAAAUAACUUGAAGACUGUAAACAGUCAAGAAUUGCCGGAGGACAGAGAAGUGCUUGAGGAGAUGAUCACCGAACAUCGCGCAUUUAUGGAAAGAACCGCCAAGAGACAAGACGAAGUCGAUCGCAUAUGCAAAUCCAAAAUCAUUCGGCCUACCAUCAAGAAUGUCAAGAAGAACAUCAAGGCUAAGCCUGUCAUUCAGUCGCGUAAUUAUGGCCGCUCAAACAACGAGGCCCAGUUACCUCAUAUUGGACCAAGUUUCCCAUCGAAAGAAAGCAGGGAAGCUGAUCCCGAAUUCAGACAUCCCAAAGUUCGUCUUCUUUGGGAUCUUUGGCGCAACGUGUGGUUCCUAGCCUGGGAACAUCAGCGACGAUUGUACGACCAACUCCAGUAUGUCAUUGAAAAGGACCGUGUGGCCAACUUCAGCUGGGAAGAUUGGCGCAAGAAGUUUUUGAAAUUCAUGAACCACAAGAAAUCAAGAUUGACUGAUCUGUUGAGAAAAAUGGAUCAAAAUAACGAUGGACUUAUUCCAAGAAAUGAUUUUAUCCAAGGAAUUCUUAAUAUCAAAUUUGACACUUCGCGGCUUGAAAUGGGAGCCGUAUCCGAUUUGUUCGAUCGUAACGGUGAAGGCCUCAUCGAUUGGAAAGAAUUCAUUGCUGCGCUGAGACCCGACUGGGAAGAGCGUCGUACCGCACAUGACGGUGAUAAAAUCCAUGACGAAGUUAAGCGAUUAAUCAUGCUGUGUACUUGCCGGCAGAAAUUCCGUGUUUUCCAAGUUGGUGAGGGAAAAUACAGAUUUGGAGAUAGUCAAAAACUUCGUCUUGUCAGGAUUUUAAGAUCCACCGUUAUGGUGCGAGUCGGUGGUGGUUGGGUAGCUCUUGAUGAAUUUUUACUGAAAAAUGAUCCUUGCAGAAUCAAAGGAAGGACCAACAUUGAAUUGCGCGAGCAAUUUAUCUUGGCAGAUGGUGUAAGCCAAUCUAUGACAGCAUUUAAAUCGAAAGUAUCUCCUUCUAUGAACAGAAAUAAUUUGUCAUCAACUGGCCCAAUCACUAAAGUAAGAGAGAGAAGUUACCGAAGCUUACCAAUGGGACAGUCUCAGUCGAUACGUGCAUCGCUUGGUGCGAGUACACCCGAAAAUUUGAGCGACUUGGAUUCUUUGAAGAAUUUGAAAAAGACCAGCUCGUCGCAAAAGAGCCUCUUUUCCUCAGGAAGUAGUCGUCCGUCCAGUAGAUCAGCAAGCCGACCUGCCAGUCGAACCAGUAGUAGACCACCUUCCCAACAAGGUAGUAGACCACCUAGUCGAUAUGGAUCAACUCAGUCACUUAAUAGUACAGACGAGACCAGCAUUCCAAGCAGAAUACCAAGAAAAAUCAUUAAUACCGGCGAUACCCCGACCAGCAGUCGAAGAAGUAGUACAUCGGGAAGAAGAGGAGACUCGUUAAUUCCUGGACUUUCAACCCCUAGAUCGAAUUCAUCAAAUCCCUUGGAUAUCAGUGGAGUAGAAUCUAUGAGAUUGAAAAUGACCCCGGAAAAAACAUAUCCUCAAUUAUCCGAUACCUCGUAUGAAAAUGUAUUUGAUUCAUCGCUUGAGCAGAGUCCUAGAUCGACAAGUGGAAAUAAAAAAUCUACAAUUGGAGUAGACAAGUCAUUCAGAUUAUGAAAAUUUAAUAUCUUUUGUACAUACAAGAUGAUUUAUAUUGAUGAUAAAGAGUUUUUGAUUUUAGAGCCAUAUACAGUAGAAAUAAAAUAUCACUAAAAGUAUUUGAAAAAUAAAUAUUUUCUUGUAACGUUGUAUUUAUUAAAAUUGCGAAUGAGAAAGCAUUGAAGUCAAUGUGAAAAAUAAUUAUUGUAAUAAAUUUAACUUUUAUUUAA
Messenger RNA from Trichogramma pretiosum, 16003 nucleotides. It is a transcript of the gene shot, whose product is annotated as dystonin. Lineage: Eukaryota; Metazoa; Arthropoda; Insecta; Hymenoptera; Trichogrammatidae. Gene Ontology annotation, cellular component: intermediate filament; cytoplasm; membrane. Gene Ontology annotation, molecular function: structural molecule activity; microtubule binding; calcium ion binding. The coding region runs from base 636 to 15791 and encodes 5051 amino acids. The record is from RefSeq and is a predicted model, not a curated record. The transcript has 19 exons. Gene Ontology annotation, biological process: wound healing; intermediate filament cytoskeleton organization.